AAGUGCUGUCUGCACGUGCACCGUGGAGUCUCCACCCUUACAGGGAGCAGUGCCAACUGUAGCUGUACCAGUCCCGGCCCGUCUGUGCCCUGGGCAUGGUUGUCAGUGACGUUGCCAUUCCUGCCCCGCACCAGCCUGUCAAAAGUGUGUUUGUUCGCCGGCAUGCAGGAGGGAGGCAGGCUCUGGCCUUUUGUUGACUUGACAUUGCUGACCCUUGUUCCCCGCAUAAUGCCCCAAGACAAAAGUCAUUGUCUCACCGUUCCACAAAAGGAGGCGCUCUCCCAGGGCCUCUUCGCCUCCCAUCCUUUCUCACACUCAUGUGCUCUGAGGAUGCCAUUGACAGAGUGGGGCAGGGCUGCUAUUGGUACGGGCUACUCUCUACGAUCACCUACCGCUCCAAGCUCCACCCCUUUGCCAGGCAUUCUGGGAUGGACGGCCUGUUCAUUGAACGCAUAAGAGCCCUGCAUCCGCUUACAGAGGGCCGCGCAGGUGGAUAUGCACAGACACGGGAUGAAGCAGGAGAGCUUUAUCCACGGAACCUCGUAAUCUUCGUAUCGGUGCUGCUGUUUUUCUUCCUCCUUUUUCGGCCUGGAAGAUGGAAAGUGACAAAGGAUUAAAACCGGAUGCCCUUGAUUCUCCAGAUCAGAGGCCGUGCGUUCUGCUCGUCCCGCUGGACAAACACGCUCCUCGAACAAGUUGUUAUGACUGCUGUGUGCGCUGUUUGGGUGGGGUGCCCUACACGUCCCUGGUUGCCACCCUGAUGUGCUUCUCGGGCAUCGCGCUGUUCUGCGGCUGCGGGCACCAGGCGCUGGCGGAGACGGAGCGUCUCAUUGAGACGUACUUCGCCCGCAACCUGCAGGAUUACAUCACCCUGGCCUACCUUAUCCAGUAUUUCCAGUACAUCAUCUACGGCCUGGCCUCUUUCUUCUUCCUUUACUGCAUCCUGUUGCUGGCAGAGGGCUUUUACACCACCAGCGCGGUCAAGCAGACCUUCGGGGAGUUUCGCAGCACGGUGUGCGGGCGCUGCCUCAGCACAACGUUCAUCGUGGUGACCUACGUCCUGGCCGUCAUCUGGCUCCUGGUGUUCGCCAUCUCGGCGCUGCCCGUCUACUUCUUCUACAACAUGGCCACCACGUGCCACACCAUCGACGAGCUGUCUGAGACGGCCACCAGCAUCAACCAGCUGUGCAUAGACGCCAGGCAGUAUGGAUUGCUGCCCUGGAACGCGUUGCCGGGGAAAGCUUGUGGAAUGACCCUGUCGACCGUUUGCCAAACGAGGGAGUUCUUCCUGACCUACGACCUCUACAUAGCCGCCUUUGCCGGAGCAGGGAUCACACUCUUGGCACUGCUCACCUACAUGGUCUCCACCACCUAUAACUUUGCCGUGCUGAGGUAUCUGGGGAGAAAGGGCAUAGGCACACGGUGUUAGGGCCUCCACCCCGGUUUCCACUGCCCCGCUGAAGAGCCCCCGAGGGGAACCACCAAAUUCUCACGCCCCUUCCUUCACAUCUGCAAACUUCCACAUAUGGGACUACUGCACUACAAUGCCCCAAGGGUACUCCAGGACUAGCAUAGUUUGAUUGUGUCUCAUAUGGAAGAGAAAGAGAGACGAGCACCUCCGUCCUCACACAACGCUCCCUCCUCCACCACCCCCCACUCCCCUGGGUUCUACUGUCUGCUCACUGUGGAGGGUGAUGCCGGAGAGUGCAUUUAGAAGGCAUGGUAUAAAUAUCGUUGCCUUCUUUUCUUUAGAUGCUGCUUUGAAACCUUGUCUUUUUGUUUUAAAAUUUUAAACACUGCUCUUUGGGUUUGGUUGUGUUGCUGUUAGUCGGCUGUAAGGUGUUGUCUGUCUUGUUCUUGUCCUCUCCCUCUCUCCUCGUUUAAUAUGUGGACUUUCCUAAAAGAUCGCUUCUAGCUGUACGUCUCAUCUGUGGGAAAACUGGCCAUUGCUUUCUUUUUUUUUUGUGCCACAGACUGUGCUAUUGAAAUGAUGUAUGUACCAGAUGAUGAGAUGCACCAGAAACAAUAAGUUGACAAAUGGGAACUAGUGAAACGUCCACAAUUCAUGGUCAUUCUCUCUUUCGCACACACACACACACUUUUAUGCGCACACGCACAAAAGACAAACUCCGUAGCGAACUUUCGUUGCCAUGGCAUCACUCACAUCUGGUUGCCAUGGCACCAGACUUGCCUGUGUUUGCAGUCUGAUCCUUACCCCAGAUCACUUCUCACAGCCUCCAGCGAGCCCUAAAGCGGCUCCCACAAUAGGACAGGGCGUUGCUGGUCUGGGGGGCAAUCGUAGGGGGUGUCCCAUGACCAGCCUGUCACCAGGCCCUGCGUGAGGGUCAGUGGGAAAGAGCCCAUGGACAAAGAGAGGCCCGAAACCUUUCAGGAAGGCUGAAUGGAGCCCUUCUCCAGCAGGCACAAUGUUGGAAUCAAAUGCCUUGUUAUAAUGACACGUUCAGGGAGAGGAAUGGAGAGAGAAAGGGACAGGGGAGGGGAUGGAAUUAACCACCUCGCCUCCUUUCUGUAACUGAGGCAGAUGGACGCACAUGUAGACAGUGCUUUCUGUCCUUCAGGUAGAUAAUUAGCAGUCUAAAGGAAAUGUAAAAAAUAAAAAAAAAUAAAAAAAAAGAUCCAGUCUAUUUUUGUACAUGGCAUCGAAGAACUCCCAUCUCUGAUCGUAUAACUAUAUAAAAUGCCAAUGAAUCAAACCACUUUUAAGGGCUGUUUGUGCCGAAAUCCUGUAGUGCUAUAGUUCGGCAGCUGUGAUGUGUAACCCCCUUAUGUGGGUAGGUGGUAAUUAAGUGCACUUGUUGAGUGUGAUGUGAUAGUACAUUGUUUAAACAUCCCAUUUUUUCACUGUGAUUUUACCAUUAGUAUUGUAAGUACUUCUCAAUGUGUAACGGCGUCUUUUUAAAUAAAUUGUACUAAACUA
This is a messenger RNA of Anguilla rostrata (American eel), 2938 nucleotides long. It is a transcript of the gene plp1a, whose product is annotated as proteolipid protein 1a. Gene Ontology annotation, molecular function: structural constituent of myelin sheath. Bases 596 to 1429 code for a protein of 277 amino acids. The transcript has 7 exons. The record is from RefSeq and is a predicted model, not a curated record. Gene Ontology annotation, cellular component: myelin sheath; plasma membrane. Gene Ontology annotation, biological process: axon development; central nervous system myelination. Lineage: Eukaryota; Metazoa; Chordata; Actinopteri; Anguilliformes; Anguillidae.